Messenger RNA from Epinephelus lanceolatus (giant grouper), 3355 nucleotides. NCBI's taxonomy places the organism in Eukaryota, Metazoa, Chordata, Actinopteri, Perciformes, Serranidae. The record is from RefSeq and is a predicted model, not a curated record.
UGUGAGGAAUGAAUCCGUUGAAAGCACAGAGACAUUAGUCAACACAGGGUAAAUAUGUUGAACUAGAUAAAAAUUGUGAUAAAUGACACUGUCCUCGGCUCAGCUCCGUUUGUUGGACUCAACUAACCGUUAUCACGGUUAACGCUACUGUGUUUCGUUCGCGAAAUUUAGCUAAACGUUAGCUUUUAGCUAACCUCAGCUAACCAGCUGACUGUCUCAACUCGGCUUGGUAAAUGGAUCCCACGGAGGACUUGUCUGCUCGGGUCCUGCUGACAAAUAUUCUCAGCACCGAGACACCCAGGACUCCCAUCACCCGCAGUGCCUCCAAAACACAGAGAAGCAGCACGACCAGAAGCAGCAACAGACUGAGCAAAAAAGAUGCUGGUGCCCAAACCCCACAGGACAUUCUUAGACGCAGCCUGAGACAUAAAUUACGAGAGAGUAUAACCAGGCAAUCCCUGCCUGCUCCUAAAAGGAGGACUACCUCAGUCGUGCUCAGAAAAAUAAACACACCAGCCACAACCUCAGUGCUGUUUGAUGAUGCAGACACACCAAGGCACAUACUUGGGAACAUCCUGCGGACAGAGCCUGCAAAGUCUCCUGUGGUUCAUGAGAUAGCUGCAUCAGAGGAGCCCGAGCCAUCAUCAGACGACUCCAACACUACAAGGAAGCGUCCUAGUAUUGAGCUGUCAGGGUUGGACUUGCCUGAUCUAACUAUUGGCAAUGUAGUGAGUACCGCAAAGGGACUGAGCAGGAAGAGACCACGUCGGAGCCUUAAUGUGACAGCUUUUGAAGAACGUCUUAAAGAUGGAGUAGAUGUUGAGGAGGAAAAUGAAGAAUCAACAGAUGACCAUUCGUCACUGUCUUUGUCAAGUUCCACUUCUCUGAGUCUAAAAACACCCUUUGUGGACGUUCGGACUGAGAAGAAGGGCUUGCAGAGAAGAGUUUCUAACCGUCGAAAAAUCACAGUAGAAGAAUUUGGAGCUGCUGUGAAUAAACGGGAGAUGGGGGGAGUGAGCAGUUUUAUGCAGGUGGAACGUGGCCUCAGUGAGACCGCCCACUCUGAGGGCUUCACUUUGGGCCUGAGCAAACUCAGUGAACCUGACAUCACGACCGAUAUCCUCCACUGCAACACGGCUCUCUAUGCCCAGCCUGAUGCCAUGACCUCCAGCUUUUCCAUUGUCGCAACUCAGGACAAACUGACGGUGAUGGCGUCUCAGCUUCAGAGGCAGAUGGAGCAGGAGGAGCACAUGGAGGUGGAGCAGAGCGAGCCGGGUAAAGAGAAGUCGAUGUAUGCAUUUCCAACUGAAGAGGGGGCUGAACCUCAGAGUGAAGAACGUUUUACGGAUACAGAUGCAGCAGAAUCUCAAAAGGAGGGAGAGAAAAGUACAGCUGAGCACCGUGCGAAUGAAAGGGAUGUUAGAGGUGAGUCUGAGGAAGAGGAGGAUGGGGUAGAAGCUCAAACAGAGGAGGAAGAUCCUCAAACAGAAGAAGAGGAAGAUGCAGCUGACUCUCAAACUGAAUGAGAGCAAGGUGGAGUUGACUCCCAGCCUGAAGAGGAUGUUGCCACCAUGUCUCAGUCUGAGGAAGAGGAGGUUGCAGCAGACUCCCACACUGAAGAGGAAGAAGAGGAAGGAGGAGCAGUUGACUCUCAGACUGAAGAAGAGGAGGAAGGUGCUGUCGAUAAUCAGUCUGAGCAGGACAUUGCAGAAAAUCAAAGUGAUCAAGAGGAUCCUGCAGCUACGUCUCAGUCUGAGGAAGAGGGUGAUUUGGCUGAUUCUCAACCUGAGGAUGAACACGAUGGGGAACUGGAGGAGGAAGAUGGUGAGCAGCCACCAGAACAGCUGGAACACAUCAGUCGAAGGGCUCAACGCUCUGAGGGUGGACUCAUUGUGUCCGUCACAGAGGCAGAGGAAGAUUUGGCAGAUGCCACAGAGACAGGAUGGUCCGAUGGCAAGUCCAAAGCACACAGCAGCCUGGGAAUAGGAGGCCAUGAGGGCGAUCAGCUUCAUAUUGAGGUCCCUGACUUGUCUGAGUCCUCAAACCCGAGACAGACCGACGCUUCCCACACGGAGGCCGAGCCCGACGCUGAUAAAGAGGACUCCUUUAAACUUCCAGAGGUGACACCAGAUACUGAAGACAGUGGGCACCUGAGUGACGAUUCACCUGAAGAAGCUGCUGCACAGGAUCCUGCUGAACAGGAGGAAGAGGAGUGGGAGGAUGAAGAUGAUGAGAAUGGUGAGCUCCCCAGCAAGACUCCAGCAUUUGUCAAACAGAAGAGGAACUUUCUCCAGGCUGAUCCUCAGGCCUCACCCUCUGUGUUAAAGAAUAUUCAAGCCAGCAGCAGCACAGGUGACGCUUCUCCUGCACCUAAGCCAAAGCAGGUGAGACAGAGGAGGAGAGGGCCGGCUAAAAAGGAGGCAGGCCUUCCAAAGACCUACCUAAUGGCCGUGUUCAAGCACUUUGCCAAAACGAAGGUGUCAGCAGAUGUGUACCCUGUCCUACAAGACAUAAUGGAUAAAUACUUCAGCCGGCUGGCUGAGGACUUGGAGACGUAUGCUGUUCAUGCAAAAAGAAAAACAAUAGAGGCUGAAGAUGCUGAGCUGCUGUUGAAAAGGCAGGGCUACGUGAACGACAGGGUACCAGUGGAAGUGCUCAUUGAAAAAUAUCUUCGCAUGGACCAGCGCAAACUCCUCAUCCCCAUAGCAACCAGCGGGAAUGUUGUCAUCCCUAAAAAGAGAUGAAUGUUUUAUUUACAGCUUCAUUUUGUCGCUACAUAUUUUACCUACACUGCGUUUGAUUUGGAUGAGUGAUGUCAGAAUAUAAAUGUUUCUGUAAAUGUGUAAAUAGUUGUUACUAUUAUCUUUAUUACUGUACUGUGUGGGGUCGAGUGUGAGUAUAUAUCUGUAAAUAAUAAAGCACUGGUUGGUUGACAACAGUGCUUUAUUAUCAGUUCAAUGGUGUUCAUUAUGUCUUAAGUUUCUGAUAAUGACUUUAGUUGUUCUCUUAUAUCAGACCUGUCAGGAUGUUACAUACCUUGACAUGCUUCGGCGGAAACUUUCGCCUUCCUCAGAAGUGUCACUUGGUGGUGGUUGUGAUGCGUCUUUAGCUGAUCUGAUCCCUAAUAUCGGCUGAUUGACAGAUCAGCUGAUAAAGACGCAUCACAACCACCUUCUGAGGAAGGCAGAAGUUUCCGCUGAAACAUGUCAAGGUAUCUAACAUCCUGACAUGUCUGAGAUAAAAGAACAACUAAAGUCAUUAGUGCUUUAUUAUCAUUUAAGAUUACAUAAGUAUGUGUGUACGUCAACUUUCUUCAUUUAUCCUGUUGUGCAUGAAGUGUGCAGGUGUCUAAAAU